Benincasa hispida (wax gourd) is the source of this 2169-nucleotide messenger RNA. Its product is annotated as pentatricopeptide repeat-containing protein At5g46100. Gene Ontology annotation, molecular function: protein binding. NCBI's taxonomy places the organism in Eukaryota, Viridiplantae, Streptophyta, Magnoliopsida, Cucurbitales, Cucurbitaceae. The record is from RefSeq and is a predicted model, not a curated record.
CGAACCGAACUGAUCUCAACCGAUUCAAGUUGGUUCGGUUCAGAAACUGAAAUUGAUGGAAAUCCACGAUUAUGUUUUAUUUUGAGAACCAUGGACUUUGGUUGGAUUCAUGGUUCGACCUAAAACCGAACCGUGCACAUCCCUUGAGGGUGCGGCGUGCGAACCGUAAGAAAUAAAUAAAACCUUGGAUUAGAUUAUUGAUUGAAUUUUGCCAUUGCCGCCCUAUGAAGCUUCUGCAGCCUUUCAACCUGUACCUGAUCCAGAGUUCAGCCAUUUCCCCAAGCAGUAGAUUCUUCAAUUUACCACUUCCUGCUUCUGCAUCUAUCAAUCUCUCACUUCACUCCAACUAAAUGCAGUUCUAGAGUUUCAAUCCGCGCGGCCUGGUCUGUCACUACCGAUUAGCCUGCACCCCGUCGACAGGUUCAGUCGGAAGUUAAGAAGUUUGAUGCUUUAAGCAAGAGAGGAACAAUGGGCAGUAAAGCUAUGUUUAAAUGGGCAAAAACAAUCACACCUGCUCAUGUUGAACAACUAAUCCGAGCAGAACAAGAGAUAAACAAGGCACUUCUCAUAUUCGACUCUGCAACGGCCGAGUAUACAAAUGGUUUUAAGCACGAUCUCAAUACUUUUAGGCUCAUGAUUAGCAAGUUAGUUUCUGCAAACCAGUUCAGGUUAGCAGAAACACUUCUUGAUAGGAUGAAGGAGGAGAAAAUUGAUGUCACUGAAGACAUACUUCUCUCCAUUUGUAGGGCUUAUGGUCGUGUCCAUAAGCCAUUGGAUUCCAUAAGAGUUUUCCAUAAAAUGCAGGAUUUCCAUUGCAAGCCUACAGAGAAAUCUUACGUUUCAGUGCUUGCCAUUCUUGUGGAAGAAAAUCAAUUAAAAUUAGCUUUUAGAUUUUAUAGGUAUAUGAGAAAAGUGGGUAUUCCCCCUACUGUCACUUCUCUUAAUGUUCUAAUCAAAGCCUUUUGUAAGAAUAGUGGAACCAUGGAUAAAGCAAUGCACGUGUUUCGUGAAAUGUCUAAUCAUGGGUGUGAACCUGAUUCAUAUACUUAUGGAACUUUGAUCAACGGAUUAUGUAGAUUCGGAAACAUUGUUGAGGCAAAGGAAUUAUUGCAAGAGAUGGAGACAAAAGGUUGUUCACCUUCUGUGGUCACCUAUACUUCACUAAUACAUGGUCUGUGUCAGCUGAACAAUGUGGAUGAAGCAAUGGGAUUGCUUGAAGAUAUGGUGGGCAAGGGUAUCAAACCUAAUGUGUUUACUUACAGUUCUCUAAUGGAUGGGUUUUGCAAGGCUGGUCAUUCUUCACGAGCGAGAGACCUCUUGGAGCUAAUGGUCCAAAAACGCUUGAGACCCAACGUGAUCAGUUAUAGUACAUUGAUUAAUGGACUUUGUAAUGAAGGAAAACUAAGUGAAGCUUUAGAGAUUCUAGACAGAAUGAAACUCCAAGGUUUGAAACCAGAUGCCGGGUUGUAUGGGAAAAUAGUUAGUCGCCUCUGUGAUGUUUGCAGAUUCCAAGAAGCUGCAAACUUCUUGGAUGAGAUGGUCCUUUGUGGGAUCACGCCUAAUAGAGUUACAUGGAGCCUUCAUGUCAAGACACAUAAUAGAGUAAUUCACGGUCUCUGCUCUAUCAACGAUUCAAAUCGUGCAUUUCAGUUGUAUCUUAGCGUGCUGACACGUGGUAUUAAUAUCACUUUUGAUACUUUUUAUUCUUUGUUAAAAUGCUUCUGUAAAAAAAGGGAUCUUCUUAAAAGUUCUAGAAUUCUGGAUGAGAUGUUGAUUAGUGGAUGUAUUCCUGAGAGAGAAAUGUGGAGUACCAUGGUUAAUUGUUUUUGUGAUGAAAGAAAAGCUUGUGAUACUAUGAAAUUGCUGCAACUUCAGUUGAUGAAUUGAUCUCUUGGGUCUAUAAUAUUUAUUAAAAGUUGCAUUUCGUGAGCUCAUAUUCAUUUUUGUGCAGCUGCACUUUGAAAUUUUUCCUCCCUGGACAAGUAUGCACAUCAUUAUUUAUUUUAUGUUAUAUUUCCCAACUUCCAGUCUUCUUAAUGGUAUUUUCUACAUAAUCAUUCUGUCAGUGGGAAGCCAAACAGAACAUUGGCAUACCGAUUAGGAUGAUUUGUCCUGUUCCAAUUAUAUCCUUACAUCCAGACAUUUUUGUAGCCUUGUAGGUAGCAUUUG